AUGGUCCUCGGCAAGUUCGUACCCCACAAUCCUGCAGAGAUUGUAGUUGUAGUAAACCGUUAUUGUCUUAUAGUCGGUCCUUACAACAACUACACAAUGUCUUCCACUCGACACAGAGAAACGUUUGCUUCUCUUGCAUUGAGAACAUAUCAGUCUAACAGAUCUCUUCUACUUAAUGCAGCCUACAUUAUUCUUAUUACAGCUGGCUUCUCCGGAGCCACUUCAACCUCCAGCUCCUCUCAAAAACGGAAGGAUCGAGAUGCAUCUGCGGUCGAAAAUGCAAACAAACACCCUAAAGUUAACCGCGCUGCUUUUUUCAGACUCAUGAAAGCCGCCAUGCCGAAAUACAAUGACUCUUCAGUGUUGUACUUGAUAGCUCACUUAAUAUUGUUAGUUUGCAGAGCCAUGCUCACUCUCAAGGUGGCAAGUCUAGACGGUAUGUUGGUAGGUGCGCUAGUGGCCAAGAAACUCCGUAGAUUCAGCAAGCUUCUAGUUUUCUGGAUGUUGAUAGGACUCCCUGCAUCUUUCGUAAACGCCCUCUUGAAUUGGACAAAAGACAAGUUGCGCCAAAGCAUUCGGACUAACUUGAAUGAUAGUGUCAUGGAUGACUACUUGCCAGACAAUUUGGAUCCAAACUACUAUGCUCUCAUCCAGCUUUCUGAUAGCAAAAUUAAGGAUCCAGACCAAAGAAUAUCUACUGAUAUCACCAGAUUGGCCCAAGCGCUUUCUAGCUUACCAGGGCAACUUUUAAAACCGACAUUGGAUCUCUUGCUCUGUGCAAGAGAGCUUUCGAAAAGCGGAGUCGGAAGCGGUGAAGGCACCUUGGCUCUCGGUAUGUUGGCCCACUUUUCAACUACAAUUCUUCGAUUGUUUUCACCUCCGUUCGCAAAACUUGCUUCUGAAAAGGCAAACCUUGAGGGCCAACUACGCAGUGCCCAUUCCAAAGUGGUUGCAAACAAUGAGGAGAUUGCCUUCUUGCGCGGCCAUGAUCGAGAGCUCGACUACCUCGACUAUUGCUACUACCAAUUGGAGCGCUUUUUGAGAAUGGAAUACUGGAAACGCGCAAUACAUGAAAUUGCUCAAAGCUUUAUUGUAAAGUACUUUUGGGGAGCUGCUGGGUUAGUCCUCUGUUCCGCACCAAUCUUCAUUAACAAGUAUCUUGGCAAAGCCCCAGAUCCAAAUGCCGCUGGUGAAUUUAUUACAAAUAGAAGAUUGUUGAUGAGUGCGUCUGAUUCUUUAGACCGCCUCAUUUAUUCACGCAGAUAUUUGUUGCAAGUUGUUGGCCAUGCUUCACGUGUGACAUUUUUUCAAGAUGCUUUGGCUGAGAUAAAAGCCCGGAGAUCAGUUGUUAAAGAUCAAAUCGAAAAGGAGGAGGGCAAUGUUAGAUAUGGGGAUGAAAUUACAUUCAAGAACGUCAAACUUGUGACACCAGCAGAUGUCACUUUGAUUGAAUCUCUUAAUUUUAGCAUCAAACCUGGUGAACAUCUCCUUAUUGCAGGACCCAAUGGGUCCGGCAAAUCUUCCUUGUUUCGAAUGCUCGGUGGGUUGUGGCCUUGCAAGUCAGGGGAAAUAAUAAUUCCUACUUCAGAGAACAUGUUUUAUUUGCCCCAAAGAGCCUAUCUCGUGAAGGGAACUUUGAGGGAGCAGAUCAUUUAUCCACACUCAAUUGAGCAUUUUGACCAAAAAAUUGGAGGAAAGACUGACGAUGACUUAGCUGAAAUCAUGAAAUUAUUGAAACUCGAUGACCUUUUGACAUGCCCAGAGGACUGGGAUACUGUCAAGAAUUGGAACGAGGAACUCUCGAUUGGAGCCCAACAGAGAUUAGCCAUAGCUCGUUUGUUCUAUCAUCAGCCCAAGUUUGCCGUUUUAGAUGAGUGCACAUCUGCCGUCUCACCAGAGAUGGAGCAGUUUGUGUAUGAGCAUGCACAGAAGAUAGGUAUCUCUGUGUUAUCUGUAGCACAUAGACCAGCGUUAUGGCAUUUUCACAAUCGAUUGUUGAAACUUGAUGGCAAAGGGGGCUACUACUUCGGUGUUUUAGAUGCCGAGCGCCGUCUUAAGUUCGAGGAGGAGAGACUCAAGCUUGAGAAGAACUUGAGAGAUAUCCCCGUGAUGAGAGAUCGUCUCGAUGAGUUGAGGAAGGUGUCUCGUUCCCAACAUAUACGUUACGAGAACUCACAUAGAAAUCUCACUGAUUUAAAUAGGGCUUCGUGA
Australozyma saopauloensis is the source of this 2211-nucleotide messenger RNA. RefSeq names its product ATP-binding cassette long-chain fatty acid transporter (gene PXA2). The transcript has a single exon. The coding region runs from base 1 to 2211 and encodes 736 amino acids. Gene Ontology annotation, biological process: long-chain fatty acid import into peroxisome; fatty acid beta-oxidation; very long-chain fatty acid catabolic process. Gene Ontology annotation, cellular component: peroxisomal membrane. Lineage: Eukaryota; Fungi; Ascomycota; Pichiomycetes; Serinales; Metschnikowiaceae. The record is from RefSeq and is a predicted model, not a curated record. Gene Ontology annotation, molecular function: ATP hydrolysis activity; ABC-type transporter activity; ATP binding.